UAACGGGCGAUUCAAGCAAGCAGCAUCAUAUAAAUAUUGUUUCUUGUCAAAUGCUCUCUUAGUUGAACAUCAUUCAUCAUGGAGAAUUUGACCACAGGAUACGUAAAUAUUUCAAACACAACUGUUGACAUUGCCAGCAGCAGCCAACCAAUGUGGCAAGUCAACUUCCAUCUUAUCGCAUAUCCCAUCAGCGCAUUACUCGCCAUUUUACUAAAUUGCGCCAAUCUUGUGACCGUUCCUCAAGUUUCAAACUGUUUUGGUGAAAACACCAAACUUUGUCUGAUGUGCCUCGCUGUCGUCGAUCUUUUCACCGGACUGAUAUGUUCAACAUCCGGGGUAUUAUUCGUCCUCGUGCCCAUUCCACAAAGCGUCUAUUACACCAUCCUUAUCCUGUGCACUGCGUUUGUUUGGCAGUCCAUGUUGAUUUUGACGCUCGCGUCCGUUGACCGGUACAUCGCGGUAACGCAACCGCUUCAAUAUUUCGUGCUUGCUUCGCGCAAGCGCAUGAUCGUCGCCCUUACCGCGGUAGUCAUUUUCCCGCUCAUUCUCUCAGCCGUAUCCUAUCUUCAGAGUAUCUUGAGGGGAAUAUGCCCGCCUUUCGCAACUUUCUGCAUAUCUGGUAGCAUCACACCAAGUCACGUCGUCUAUAACAUCAUACCUUUCACGGCAGUCGUGAUCACUACUUUCGUGAACGUUCGUCUGGUUUCUAUCGCGCGUCGUCACGCGCUUCAGAUCGCUGCGCUUGAAGCCGCGGUAAACUCUGGCAAUGUCGCCCUACCGCUACCGACCUCAGCGGGAAUGAAGGGACUGAAGACAGUUCUCGCGGUCACUUGUGUGUUCUACCUUGCAUGGCUACCGAGUACCAUCAUCAACAUUUUAAGUCCGAUACCAAGGAUAAACGUCCCGAUUGCACUAUCGUUAAUCGUGAGAUAUGCUAUUACCUCUAACAGUUGGUGGAAUGCUUGCGUCUAUUGGAUCAUGAAUAAGUCAUAUCGAAAUGUUCUCCUUAAGAUGUUACCAUUCCGCUUUGGAACAUGCAUCAGAUCAUGUGACGCGACUGCACAGUCUCCACUGCACAACCAGGUACAUGUAGCUUACAUCCCUCCCAGGUCUGAACGCUAGUCUGCGUCUGAUUUGACGUGUCAUAAGAUGACGUCAUGAAAUGACAUGGCCAGUUUCU
Messenger RNA from Lytechinus variegatus (green sea urchin), 1180 nucleotides. Its product is annotated as G-protein coupled receptor 52-like. The transcript has a single exon. Gene Ontology annotation, biological process: G protein-coupled receptor signaling pathway. NCBI's taxonomy places the organism in Eukaryota, Metazoa, Echinodermata, Echinoidea, Temnopleuroida, Toxopneustidae. Gene Ontology annotation, molecular function: G protein-coupled receptor activity. Gene Ontology annotation, cellular component: membrane. The record is from RefSeq and is a predicted model, not a curated record. Bases 79 to 1122 code for a protein of 347 amino acids.